CUUUAAGUCAACCGCACACAUCUUGUACUUCAUACAUACCUGUCGCCUGUCGCCGUACAUUUACACUUGAAUUGAUUUCAUCUCAAACUUAUUCUCCUCGUCUUUCAGAAAACACCCCACAUUACCCCGCACUUCAAAAUGUCCCACGAGGGAACAAACAUUCCCUCUCAUCCCUACUAUCCCCUCGACAUCAAACUCAUCAACUAUCUAGCCAACGACAAAGAUCCUCUAUUUCUCAUCUCUGUAUUCGCAACAGGAUGUAUCAUCAUCCUCACCACCACCAUUCUCCUCAUCAGAAAAACUAACCCCACCCUUCCGACCUCUGAUUUCUUCACCGUACUCUGGUUCGUCAUGUGUAUGUUUCCCCUUCCAUCCCACUUCCAAGUACACUUAACAAACGAUCAAGGCGGAUUCAUCCACCUCCUAAUCGAAGGCCACUACACCCUCAACUUCCUCACCCUCCACCAAUCGCCCACCGUCCUCUCCCAAAUGUGGAAAGUCUACUCCCUCUCCGACUCCCGCUACCUCACCCAGAACGCCUUCAUCUUCUGCAUGGAAAGCAUCACGGCCUUCAUCUUCGGCCCCCUCUCUUUCUUGCUCGCUUUCCUCAUUCUGAAGAACCAUCCGUUGAGAAAUGCGUUGCAGACGCUGGUUUCGACGGGGCAGCUGUAUGGUGAUGUGUUGUAUUAUGCGACGAAUGGGUUUGAUGAAUACGUGCAUGGACUCACGUAUUCGAGGCCGGAGAGGCGGGUGCUUUGGGGGUUGUAUGUUGGGUUGAAUGCGGUUUGGAUUGUGGUUCCUCCUAUCCUUGUCUAUUCGAGUAUGAGAGCGAGUGGAAAGGCUUUUGCGGCUUUGGCGAAGAUGGAGAGAGUGCUAGCUAGGAAUGGUUCUGCUAAGAAAGUGUGAUUGGCCAGGCUGUAUAGAAGGUGAGCGAACCUGGUUUGAAAAGUUUUGUUGCACGUCGCAAGGGGAGACCAUGCUCCUGUGCGUGCUCCUAUCCGUGCUCCUGUGCGUGCUGCUCCUGUGCGUGCUUCUAUCUGUGCUCUUAUCCGUGCUCUUGUGCGUACUCCUGUCUAUAAUUCUGUGAGCAC
Molecule: messenger RNA, 1091 nt
Organism: Mollisia scopiformis
Lineage: Eukaryota; Fungi; Ascomycota; Leotiomycetes; Helotiales; Mollisiaceae
Product: EBDP4, emopamil-binding protein
Exons: 2
Coding region: 139-906 (255 amino acids)
Biological process (GO): sterol biosynthetic process
Cellular component (GO): membrane; endoplasmic reticulum
Molecular function (GO): steroid Delta-isomerase activity; cholestenol delta-isomerase activity; C-8 sterol isomerase activity
Source: RefSeq, a predicted model, not a curated record